GAAGCGGCUUCCCGAAUUCAACCCCCCUUCCUUCAUGCCUUACGGGAACGUGGGCACCCCCCUGAGAGUUUUUCUGGAGCUGAUCCGUGCCUGCAGGCUGCCUCCCCGGAUUAUCAAGAAAUUGCAGCUGGAUUUUCCAAAGACAGGCUCAUCCCGCAGGUAUGGGAAUGUGCCUUUUGAAUACCAGGACACUGAGACAGUCGUAGAAGAAAGAGUUUACACUGCUACGGGGGAUGAGAUCACAGAGGAAGAGGGACCUGUGGCAAAAUCUGAAGUGACUCACCCAGCCGGCGCUGAGGAAGAUGAGGAGGGGCAGGAGAAAAAGGGUGAGGAGUCGCACUCGGAUGACGACAACGACACCUGUGAGGAGUGGGAGCGGCACGAGGCUCUGCAUGAGGACGUGACCAAGCAGGACCGCAUGGAGGAGCGACUCUUCGAAGAGGAGAUCGAGCUGAAGUGGGAGAAGGGCGGCUCUGGCCUUGUCUUCUACACGGAUGCUCAGUACUGGCAGGAGAAGGACGGAGACUUUGACGAGCAGACUGCGGAUGACUGGGAUGUGGACAUGAGCGUCUACUAUGACAAAGAUGGGGGUGAUAAGGAUGCUCGGGACUCGGUCCAGAUGUGGCUGGAGCGGCGACUCCGGGACGGCUUGGAGGACGGGUCUGUUUCAGGGCAACAGGUUGGCACCUUCGAGAGAUACACCAAGGGCUUUGGCAGGAAGGUGCUGGAGCAGCAGGGCUGGACGGAGGGGCUGGGGCUGGGGAGCAGCAACUCUGGAAUGGCUGAAGCUCUGGAAAACGAGGGUCAGAACCCCAGAUGCAAGAGGGGGCUGGGGUACCACGGGGAGAAACUGCCAACUUUCAGCAAGGCGAAAAAGCCCCGGCGGGAUGCUCCUAUCCUCAUCUCAACCAUCUAUGAUGACCCUGACCCAAAGGACAGCGGUGACCAGCUGCUCAGGCGCCAGCCACCCACUGCCAUGAAGUACAGGCAGGACAUGGCGUUUGUCCGGGCAUCGCACGGUGCUCUGGAGAGCUCCAGUGCUCAGUCACGCUGAGCAGAGACCGUCACAGAGCCUUCGUACUGGUUCUGCUCCUGCCAAGCACAGGCUGGCUCCUGGUCUCGAGUCUGGAGCAGGACGUUCAUAUAUUUAUUUUUGGAGGAAAUAUAGACUUGUAAGAAAAAUUGCCUCCGUGGGUUU
Molecule: messenger RNA, 1198 nt
Organism: Tauraco erythrolophus (red-crested turaco)
Lineage: Eukaryota; Metazoa; Chordata; Aves; Musophagiformes; Musophagidae
Source: RefSeq, a predicted model, not a curated record